Cheilinus undulatus (humphead wrasse) is the source of this 1029-nucleotide messenger RNA. It is a transcript of the gene parapinopsina, whose product is annotated as parapinopsin a. NCBI's taxonomy places the organism in Eukaryota, Metazoa, Chordata, Actinopteri, Labriformes, Labridae. Gene Ontology annotation, biological process: G protein-coupled receptor signaling pathway; visual perception. Gene Ontology annotation, molecular function: G protein-coupled receptor activity. The transcript has 5 exons. Gene Ontology annotation, cellular component: membrane; photoreceptor outer segment. Bases 1 to 1029 code for a protein of 342 amino acids. The record is from RefSeq and is a predicted model, not a curated record.
AUGUUGCACCUUCUUCCUCAUGUAAACUCCUCCAUCAACACAGAGCUCCUCUCUCGGUCUGGCUACACCGUUCUGGCCAUAAUCAUGGGUGUGUUUUCCGGAACCGGGAUCAUUCUCAACAUCCUAGUGAUUGUGGUGACAGUGAGACACAGACAGCUGAGACAGCCGCUCAGCUAUGCUCUGGUUAACUUGGCUAUUUGUGACCUGGGUUCUGCCUUGUUUGGAGGCAUCCCCACCACAGUAACCAGUGCCAUGGGAUACUUCAGCCUUGGGCCUGUGGGCUGCGCAUUAGAGGGCUUUGCUGUGGCUUUUUUCGGUAUAGCAAGCCUGUGCACCAUAGGAGUCAUCUCUGUUGAGCGCUACCUGGUGGUGUGUUAUCCCAUGGGUGCUGUCCUGUUUCAGACCAGACAUGCAGUUGCAGGGGUGACAUUGUCCUGGGUCUGGUCCUUUGUGUGGAACACUCCCCCGUUGUUCGGCUGGGGAAGUUAUGAACUGGAAGGUGUCCAGACCUCCUGUGCCCCCAACUGGUACAGUCGGGAUGUUGGGAACAUGUCAUACAUCGUCUUAUACUUCUUCCUGUGCUUUGUUAUUCCAUUCUCCAUCAUCAUAGUGUCCUACUCUCGACUCCUGUGGACCCUCCGUCAGGUGACGAAGCUGCAGGUUUCUGAGGCCAGCAGUACAAACCGGGUGGAGACACAGGUGGCGCGUAUGGUGGUGGUGAUGGUGUUGGCCUUUCUAGUGACCUGGCUGCCAUAUGCUGCCAUGGCCCUGGCUGUCAUCCUGGACUCCAGUCUGUAUAUUGACCCCAUUAUUGCCACAAUACCCGUUUACUUGGCUAAGAGCAGCACUGUCUACAAUCCCAUCAUAUAUAUCUUCAUGAACAGACAGUUUCGAGGAUAUGCUGUUCCCACUGUGUUGUGUGGAUGGAACCCUUGGGCCUCAGAUUUACAGAUUUCUGAAGGCGAGACCACAGUCGCCUCAGUCAACAAGAGUCAAAAAGUUUCACCUAAAGAAUCUUUAAAAGAAUAA